AUGAGGGUCAAGUCAACGCUCUUUGCGGGUUUGCUAGCCCUAACAACUGCCCUCGCCACCCCAACCAGGCUUACCGUCACCCCAUCCCUGGUCGAGCGCGACUCUGCAGCAAUCGUAAGCAAAGUCGCCCAGAUCAACGACCAAGUCCUCUCCCUGGGCUCUGACAUCGCGGCUUACACUGGCGGCGACACCUCCGCUAUCGAGGCAACUUCCACCCAGCUCGUCGCCCUCAUCAACGAGGGCACGCAGAUUACCCUUGCCGGCGACGCACUUACCGGCCUCGAAGCCAUAGAUCUCGUCAACCCGAUUCUGGCUUUGACGAGCAACGUGGAUACAACCAUCUCUGCGCUGAUUGAUAAGAAGAGCCUUGUUGUUGCAGCUGGUUCGGGACCGAGUGUUUACGCACAGCUGACCGCGCAGUUGGCGGCUGCCAAUGGGUUUGCUCAGGCCCUGAGCAGUAAGGUCCCGGCGGAGCUGGAGGAAGUCGCCAACGAGCUUUCAGCGGGCAUUGCGGCGAGUAUCCAGAAGGGAAUUGAUGCGUACGCCGAUGUCGCUACAACUACAACAACUACGACUACCACAACCACGGCCACAACGUCCAGUACGAUGACUACUACGACCACAACGCCGAGCACGACAACUACGACGACGAUGACGUCGACUCCGACAAGUACCACGACAACCACGUCGAGCACUACGACUACGACCACCCCUGGCACCACAACCACUGAUGCCAGCACGACCACCCCUCCUACUACUAGCUCUUCGACCACGUCCGAGCCCUGCUCAACUAGUACUGAGUCUCACUCCUCUUCCUCUUCCUCCUCCUCCUCCUCCUCUUCUUCUACUACUACUCCCUGCGAAACCACCACGGAAGGACCCAAACCUACUACCACUCCAUGCGAGACGGAGACCAACACACCUCCGCCUUCAAGCACUACUACUCCAUGCGAAACAGACACAGAGACAGCCAAACCUACUACCACUCCAUGCGAAACGGAGACCAGUACACCUCCGCCGUCGAGCACUACUACUCCAUGCGAGACAGACACAGCCACAGCCAAGCCUACCACCACCCCUUGCGAGACGGAGACCAAGACGCCUCCGGCAUCAAGCACGACUCCGUGCGAAACAGAGACUGCAACUCCUCCGCCGACCUCCGAGCCCAGCGAGACAGAGACGGAGACACCUACCGGUCCCGGAACUAAGCCUUCGGGCCCAGAACCGACCGGUGCCCACCCUACAAUCCCAACGGGCACUUCCCCAGCACCCACCGGUGGAGAUACGGUUGAACCUGAGUUGCCUACCCACACUAAUACUAGUCCCAACGCUCCGGGGGCUACUGGCGGAGCAUCGGGGGAAUCUGGUGCCAACCCUCCUGCCGGUACCGAUACUAGCCCCGAGGCUCCGUUGUUUACUGGCGGUGCGGCGAUGAAAUCGGUCGCCUCUUCUCUUGUUGGUGCGAUGGUGCUCGGUAGUGUGCUUGUGGUUCUCUGA
Messenger RNA from Aspergillus terreus NIH2624, 1497 nucleotides. RefSeq lists its product as uncharacterized. The transcript has a single exon. Bases 1 to 1497 code for a protein of 498 amino acids. NCBI's taxonomy places the organism in Eukaryota, Fungi, Ascomycota, Eurotiomycetes, Eurotiales, Aspergillaceae. The record is from RefSeq and is a predicted model, not a curated record. Gene Ontology annotation, cellular component: extracellular region.